GGAAGCGUCCGUCUCGAGGCCUGCGCGAGAGUCGAGACAGCGAAAGAAGGGAGUGUUUCCCGUCAGACGCUCAACUUUCAGGGGUCCGACGAAUUUUCACUGGAACUUUAUUAACUCUGUUUUAGAUCGACCGAUUCAGUCACCUGCGUCAGGUUUAUUUUUGUUUCAGGAUUCAAUUUAAUUUACCAACUCGGGUUGUUGUUUCCGGUCAGACGGUAGCAGGCUAGCGUCGUUAGCCCAUCUAGCUCGCUAGCCGGAGCGCGUAUACUUCAUAAUGCCCACGCUGCGGGACAGCACCAUGUCCCACCCCGGAGAAAACCCGCACCAGGUCCGGGUAAAAGCAUACUACAGAGGGGACAUCAUGAUCACACACUUUGAGCCCUCCAUCUCCUAUGAGGGGCUGUGCAGUGACGUGCGGGACAUGUGCUCUAUGGACAACGAUCAGCUCUUUACCAUGAAGUGGAUCGAUGAAGAAGGAGAUCCAUGCACAGUUUCUUCUCAGCUGGAGCUGGAGGAGGCUUUGCGCCUCUAUGAACUCAACAAAGACUCUGAGCUCAUUAUUCACGUGUUUCCCUGUGUUCCUGAGAAGCCUGGAAUGCCAUGUCCUGGAGAAGACAAAUCAAUUUACCGACGUGGAGCUCGACGCUGGAGGAAACUCUACUAUGCCAAUGGGCACGGGUUUCAGGCCAAACGCUUUAACAGGCGCGCUCAUUGUGCCAUCUGCACGGAUCGUAUCUGGGGCCUGGGCAGACAGGGAUAUAAAUGUAUAAAUUGUAAACUGCUGGUCCAUAAGAAGUGUCAUAAACUGGUCACAGUGGAGUGUGGUCGACAGGUUAUGCAGGGCCCAGUAAUCGGUGGAAUGUAUCACGGGUCCACUCCUUCAGAGCAUGUUGACCAAGAUCUGGACAAAAAGAACUCAACAGAAAGUAUCAAUCAUGAAGGAGAAGAGUCAUGCUUCCCCGAAGGCAGUCGGGAAUCAGGAAAGGCUGUGUCCAGUUUGGGGCUGGCAGACUUUGACCUGUUAAGGGUGAUCGGCAGGGGCAGCUACGCCAAAGUUCUGCUGGUGCGUUUAAAGAAGACGGAGCGCAUUUACGCCAUGAAGGUGGUGAAGAAGGAGCUGGUGAACGACGAUGAGGAUAUUGACUGGGUUCAAACAGAAAAGCAUGUUUUUGAGCAGGCCUCCAACCAUCCAUUCCUUGUGGGACUUCAUUCUUGCUUCCAGACUGAGAGCAGACUCUUCUUUGUAAUCGAGUAUGUGAAUGGAGGAGAUCUGAUGUUUCAUAUGCAGCGACAGCGAAAACUUCCAGAAGAGCAUGCCAGGUUUUAUUCGGCAGAGAUCAGUCUGGCUUUGAACUACCUCCACGAGCGUGGCAUCAUCUACAGGGAUCUGAAACUAGACAAUGUGCUGCUGGAGUCCGAGGGACACAUCAAACUCACCGAUUACGGCAUGUGCAAGGAGGGUUUGAGGCCAGGAGACACGACCAGCACUUUCUGUGGAACCCCCAAUUACAUCGCCCCUGAAAUCCUGAGGGGAGAGGACUACGGUUUCAGUGUGGAUUGGUGGGCACUGGGCGUCUUGAUGUUUGAGAUGAUGGCUGGGCGGUCACCGUUCGAUAUAGUGGGCAGCUCUGAUAACCCUGACCAAAACACAGAAGAUUACCUUUUUCAAGUAAUCUUGGAAAAGCAGAUCAGAAUUCCCAGGUCGCUGUCGGUUAAAGCCGCUAGCGUUCUGAAGGGAUUCCUCAACAAGGAGCCAAAGGAAAGACUUGGAUGUCACCCUCAGACGGGUUUCGCAGACAUCAUGGCCCAUCCUUUUUUCCGAAACGUCGACUGGGAUCUUAUGGAGCAGAAGCAAGUGGUUCCACCCUUCAAGCCCAACAUUUCCGGCGAGUUUGGGCUGGAUAACUUUGAUGCCCAAUUCACCAACGAGCCCAUUCAGCUGACGCCCGACGAUGAUGACAUCGUGAAGAAGAUCGACCAGUCUGAGUUUGAAGGGUUCGAGUACAUCAAUCCUCUGCUGAUGUCUGCGGAGGAGUGCGUGUAAACGCGUCGCCAGUUUCUGUUACGUGCUUCCCAUGUCGGCCUUUUCUCGCAUGAAAGAAAAAGGAAACAUGAAAUUUGCCAAAACUCUCACUUUCUGCCAUUUGUAACCACUAGUCCUUAAGUCUUGUUUAUUUUUGUAUCGUGUCAGUCUGCACUGAUGAAAUUUAUCGGCGCUCUGGCACAAUGACCAACAUAGUUGGAGAGUCAGUUUAAGGUUACUGGAAAAGACUGGGCGUGAUGGUACGCGGGACGCAUCCUGUGGCAUGUCCCGAUGAUUUUUUUGAUAUAUACGUUUUAUUUGUACAUACUAAAGAAAAGCAUUGAGCAUAUAUAGUAAACCAUUUUUUAAGAUCAGAUUACUUGGGAUUGAAAACAUGUUGAUCUGUUCAGCUUCUUCUCAGCCAAAUGUAGAGUAAGGAACAAAUCAACAUAUUUCUUUAUUUUAACUUUUUUUAUUUAAGAAUAUUGUCAUUUAUAUAGAAUGUGUGCGAUGAAUCAUUUUUCCAAAAACGAAUCUCAAAAUGUAGAAUUGCUUAAAGCUGAUUGUGGGUGUGGCCUCUGUUUAGAUAGAUGGAUAGAAAAAGCACUGGGCAUCAAACUUGAGAGAAUAGAUCCAAGGAACACUAAUGGACACUGUUGUGAAUAUUGAUAAACUGUGAAUGGAGGCAUUCUGUGUACAGCGAGAAGGAUAUAAAUGUUACAGAAUAUACACAACAGCUUGCUACAAUACAGGACCAAAACAAGACACUAAAACGGUUCCUGUCAAUAUAUUUUUACUCUCAAACUGCUGCAUGUAUAAAGUGUUUUCUUACUGUUUAUCUUGUGUUUUUUGUGAAACAUUGCCUUUCAGUUUAUUUUUUGUACAAAUUGAUCAUCAAUGCACAUGUUUGUUUCUCAGUACAGUCACUGAGAACCUUUUUGCUUUUUUAGGCCCUUGAGGAAUUUUGCAUCAGAUCAGAUACUGAGGGGGGGCCCCUAUGGGCCAGAUGGGGUGACGCCCGGUACUUCGGGUGGUGCCCAUUUUUUAGCAGAUCCUAUCUGGGCACAUUUCGUAUGUUACAAAGGACCGAUGACACUAAUGACCAAAUGAUAACACACUUAAUGACAAAUUAACAUUCUCAUACUCAACAAUGAAUGUCGUCUUUCAUUCAUUGCCGUGCGGAUAUCAGCACGCUUAUAUUUUCACAGAUGUUGUUCGAGCUGUGAGGAGCUCAUUGGCAGCCCGGUGUUAGAAACUAUUGAACCGCCCUUGAUCCAAGCUAAUGUUUUAAAAAGGCAUCGGGGUUAAGAUGGACCUGGACAUUUUUCAUUUUGUUUUUUUAUGCUAAGUGUAUUAAAAUGCACAUUGAAAACACUAUCAACUGACUGGAACUGUCAACUGUACCUCCAUUUCUUUUGUUAACACUCUAAUUAAAGUAUUUAAAGAAA
Molecule: messenger RNA, 3471 nt
Organism: Misgurnus anguillicaudatus (oriental weatherfish)
Lineage: Eukaryota; Metazoa; Chordata; Actinopteri; Cypriniformes; Cobitidae
Source: RefSeq, a predicted model, not a curated record